AUGGCAUAAGAAACAGUUGAUUUGUGUUGCAAUAUAAACUUUGAAAUCGACAUACACCCACUUGUCAUAAUCUAAAUAUUAGACUUACAUUACAGAAAAUUCGGUGCUUCAAGAUAGGAAGAGACUAUAGUAGGUGGUGCAUUAUUAGGAACAGUUUACACUAAUAAGGUUCAUAUCACAGAAUGUUUUGCCCUAUUGGUUGACCCAGGUGAUGAAAAAAAUGUAUUUUCUGAUCAAUCUUUUAGGAGUAUACAUUUGAUUUUGGCGAUGCUAAAGAUUUAUAUCUAAGCCAUAUAUAAGCUAAUCCACAAGAAGUUUUACUAGGUGGAUUUGUUACGACGAAAAAUUUAUAAUUAGAUAUAGGUGUUGCUUAUCUUUCAACUGAGUUUAGUAAAAAGGAGAAUGGAUUUAAUGCUACUGCAGUAUUAGGUUAGCCAAUAAUACUCAAAAUUAAUCCAACAUUAAAUUUAAACAAAAUCGAAAUGAAAGUAUCUAUUCUAAAUAUUCAGGCAUUUAAACUUAAUCAAUCCUUAAAGCAUUAUGCAGCAGUGGCAUCAUUUAACACUAUGCCUAUAAAAAUUUCAUUUUCAGAUGAAAAUUUAUAAUAAGUUUGGCCAUUCUUAGCUCCUAAUUUACAAUAGAAAGAUUUUAAAAUAGUAAAUACAGCUAAUCCAUCUUUGCUAGUCUCAGAAAAUAUAAAGAAUAUAGAAAAAAUACUUUCAUAUUUGGAAAAAGUUAUUGUAAGAAAAUUUAUCAUCAUAGGCUGGUAAUGAAGUAGGAGAUUAGGAUUUUGGAAGAAAACUCUUAUCUACUUUGAAUCAAAUAGAUUUAAUUCGAAAUGAGUCAGAAGUUUUAUUAAGCCAAGUUGAAGAAGCAUAAUUAUUUUAAUAUAUUGCAAACUUUGCUUAAGGAUAAGCCUUUAUUAAUGAAAAAAUGUAAAAGAUGUGAUUGGAUAUUUUUAUAAUAAUAUAUAAAUAGUAAAAGCG
This is a messenger RNA of Paramecium sonneborni, 986 nucleotides long. The record is from the annotation of a GenBank genome assembly. Lineage: Eukaryota; Ciliophora; Oligohymenophorea; Peniculida; Parameciidae.